UAAGUAAACAAUCUUUUUUCCUUAACCUACAUUUUUGCAGGAUGAGUGAUCAACAGCGAGAUCAACAGUCGCAACAGAGGCAAACAGGUUUUGCUGCACUGAAAGAGCAUGUUUUGGCAAACAAACUGGAAACGACGCAAUGGGUGUCCCGCGUGCUAACCAUCUACUUUGCGCUAGGAUACGUUUUACCGUUCCUCUACGGAAACUCCGUAAAUGCCUACUACAAAGUGCUGAUGGCGAAUGCGGCCACCAGCGCGAUACGGUUACACCAACGUCUACCUCCAUUUAAACUGUCCCGUGCCUAUCUACAGCAAACGAUGUUGGAGGAUUCGUUCCACUAUCUAUUGUUUUCUCUAAUAUUCCUUUACGUUUACCCGAUGCUGGUGAUCAUCCUGCCCGUCGUACUGUUCUCCGUGCUGCAUUCCACGAGCUAUUCCCUGACCCUGCUUGAUACUCUCGGACAAAAUUCAUGGUGGGGUGCCCGAUUGCUGAUUUCGGUCGUGGAAUUCCAGACGCGCAACAUACUUAGAUUUGCAGCCUUUUGUGAGAUUAUCAUUAUGCCCCUGACAGUGCUGCUUGUGUUUUUGGGCAAAGCCGGUAUCAUGACGCCGCUGGUGUAUUACCAAUUCUUGGUAAUGCGCUACUCAUCCCGCCGCAAUCCGUACACACGCAACGUGUUCUACGAGUUGCGAUUAGUGGCGGAAAACUUUGCCAACGGUACGGGCACGCCACCUGUUGUGCGUAAAGCUCUACAUGCGUCGAUCGGUUUCAUCAGCCGGUUAGCACCACCUACACCAGUGCCGCCACAGCAGCAGCAGCAAUAAUAAUAAUACGAACAAAGCAUGCCCAAUCA
Molecule: messenger RNA, 853 nt
Organism: Anopheles maculipalpis
Lineage: Eukaryota; Metazoa; Arthropoda; Insecta; Diptera; Culicidae
Gene: Kr-h2
Product: Krueppel homolog 2
Exons: 4
Coding region: 42-824 (260 amino acids)
Biological process (GO): membrane organization; endoplasmic reticulum tubular network organization
Cellular component (GO): endoplasmic reticulum; membrane
Source: RefSeq, a predicted model, not a curated record